AAGAUGUAGGUAACGUUACAGUGUGGUGAGAAACGAACCAGAAUGAAGAGUUGUGUUCGCUGAUGAACAAGUGAACGUGCGGUUCCUCCUAAUAUCUAACACAAGUCACUGCACUGCACGCAAAGCUAAAAGUAAGCUAACGAGCUAGCUAGCAUGCAGCACUGACUUCCAACUGUCAGUUUGUAGUCUUACCUUACAUGGAAGUGGAUGAGGACUGAAGUGUGUCCAAAAUAAAACGAUAGUCGUUUUUUUUCUGACCAACGUUAGCCCGCAGGCCAAGUCACUACAGCUCCAAUAAUAUAAUUAGCCUGUUGUCCCCACAAACAUUUUAUAAGGCUUUGAGUUCGUUUUUACUUUCGAGAACGAAAACGGGUCUGUUUGAGGCUACCAGGUGUUAUUACUUACCUUACGUUGGGUUUGUUACAGUUUAUAUAGACAUGGGAUUUGUGUGUUUUACACACUUUUGUGUAACGAUAUCACAUGCUUUUAUUUUACUGCACACACGCCUACAGUGUGUUUUCUAAAAAAUAAUUUAUUUGGAAAACAAAGAUGCUGACGGAAGGCUACGAGGAUCAUCUGGAUCAGAGCAACGCGGAUACAUUAUAUCCCGUUUUUUAAGAAAUGCUACAUUUCUUAACGUACUUUUUAACUGAGUAAAAUGUGAUGCAUUCAGAAUAUGCGGUCACGCAAUGUUCACGGCAAAGAAAUGGAUUAUGUUUGAAACAUACAACUUUUAAAUGUAUUUUUGUUAAAUCGGAACGGAAGGCGAUUACUCUCUUGAUACAUUUAAUCUUUGGAGUGUUUAACCUCCCGGCGCACAGUUUUAGCGCAAAUUGAGAAAAGUAGCGCUACUCUUAAUGUGUAACUACAAGCUUCACAUCCCAAAUUAAUUUAAACGUCCCCCAAUUACAAUUGUAUUCAUGAUAAAUCUUUAAUCUUAAACUAAAGAAAACAUGUUCAAAAGGUAGGGGCGUGACCGUGGCCGCCAUGUUCCCAUAAUGCAUUGCGUGCUCGUAGCAGUUACCGUAUAAUCUAAACUAUUUACACUUAUAUUUCACUCACAACGUUGCGAUGCAGUUGCCAGAUAAUACAAACACUUUUUCUGCGGUCCUGUAUGCUUUUAAUGUUAUUUACAAAUAAACUUUUAUGAAUGAAACCUAACAGAGGAAGGUAUGACGGGGAUAGGCGUCCUGCACUCUGUCGUUCAUUCUUCAGUACACUCUCGUUUCUCUUCAGAUCGCAUAAAUCUUUCGCCUUUUACUAAAGAUUUCCGUGGAGAGGAACAUUAAGAGUAUAAACUAAUUUUUUGAUGCCCUGCUUCAGUGCGGGGCUUCCAAUCUUGUAAAACAAUAACAUUACUUCUAAACAUAGUAUUGGAUUGUAUAUCUAGUAACAGUUGAAAAUCUAAUGUCAUGUAGUAAUAUGUAUAACAUACAGUUAUAUGUACACACACACGGUUAUGUCUGUCUUUAACUUUCUUUAAUCAGAAAAGCUUAAAAUAUUUUUAAUUGGAAUAAAACAUUAUCUCUACGAUCCUGCAGAAGGUGAGCGAGGAGCUUCAUGUCGGCAUAACAAGGCUACCUGGAGAGGACAGACAACAGAACAUACGUUAAAUUGGAAACACCACAAAAUGAGAGCUACAUUUGUCGUGCACUAAAUGUUUUUAGUAAUAUUACUGUUUUAUUGACGUCUAUCGGGAGUAAAUGCCUUGCUCAAGAGUCCUUAAGUGGUGCAGAAGCUUAAAAAGGCCUUUAGCGCUGUAGACAUGUAGUCAUGUGUAACCAGUUUAUCUGAAGUCUCGUAUUCAUAGUGAUGGUCAUAAUCUCAAAGGAAAAUGAGAAGUUAUUGAGGUCAUUGUGUCAUUUGUGUUUAUCUGUCAACUGUCAGUUUCCUGUUGCAUCUUUUCAACAUCCUUUUUCUGGAGAAUGUGCAUUGAGUUGCAGUAGUAGGCAGUACCAGGUUCAUAGCUCACAGUCAGGCGUUUGGCUUCAGCUGUUCUCUCUGGGAAGGACGGCACACGUCAGUGGGUGAGCAGCUAUGGUUCUGUCUCACCUCCCUCUCCCCUUCCUCCUCCUCUUCCUCUCUCCCCUCUCCUGCGUGGGAGUUGUCCUCCCCCACGCCCCCCUGCCGGCCGUGGCCGCAGCAGGCCCCGUCCUGCAGGGCCGGCCCUUCGUUGUGGUGUGGAACAUGCCCACGGCUCGCUGUCACAAGCGCUACAACGUCCGUCUGGACCUGGACCACUUUGACAUCGUGGAGAACAGACAGCAGCGCUUCCAGGGACAGAAAAUGACCAUCUUCUACCGGGACCGCCUGGGGAAAUAUCCGUACCUCUCACGAGACGGCGGGAAGGUAAACGGAGGGAUACCGCAGCUCAGCGACCUCUCAGCCCACCUUUCUCUUGCGAUGACGCAGAUGUCCGGGUUGCUGCGGCCAAACUUCACCGGUAUAGCCGUCAUCGACUGGGAAGAGUGGCGGCCAUUGUGGGAGAGAAACUUUGGAACCAAGAUGGAGUACCGGAGGCAGUCCAAGCUGCUGGUGAGACAGGAGAGACCGGAGUUGUCAGAGAGGGCAACGACUACGUUGGCAAGGCAAAGGUUUGAGGAGAGCGCCCGAUGGUUCAUGGGGGAGACGCUGCAGUCGGCGGUCAGAGUUCAUCCCAAGGGAUUCUGGGGGUUUUAUGGUUUUCCUGCCUGCUUUAAUAAGCAGAAGCGAAAGACAGAUAAAAGCUACACCGGACGCUGCCAGCGGGGGAACAAGGACCAAAAUGACCGUCUGUCCUGGCUCUGGCGUCGGUCCACUGCUCUCUAUCCCAGCGUCUACCUGCCGCAAAGACUGGCAGGAUCCCCAGAUGCAGCUCUGAUGGUCAGACACAGACUGCUGGAGGCUUUGAGGGUGGCGUCGGUUUGGCGCCAUGGCAAUGAUACCAGACGGGCCACACCAGUCCUUCCCUAUGCCAGGCUAGCGUUCAGUCACUCUCUCACUUUUCUUAAUAAGACAGACCUGGUGCACACAUUGGGGGAGAGUGCGGCGCUUGGAGCUGCCGGCGUGGUGCUGUGGGGAGAGCUGAAAUUUGCCAAAUCCAAGCAUCAGUGCAGCCUUCUCAGGGACUACAUACACACGGUCCUGGGUCCCUUCGUCCAAUCACUGAGGUCCGACAUGAAGCGCUGCAGCCUUCAACUUUGCCGCGACAAUGGCCGCUGCGCCAGGCGACGCCCCGGCUCUAGUCACAUGGUCGGCUCCAGUCCGGCCAUGACCUCUGACUCUGAUGAGAUCAACGUCCUCACUGGCUCCUUCAACGGCAAACACUUUCACAACCACUUCAUGUGUCAGUGCUACCCGGGCUGGAGCGGGCAGGAAUGUCAAGAGGAAGAGGAGGACGAAGACAGACAGUAGAGCACAUAAACCAAACUUUACUGUCAAGGUGCGGUCGCUAAUGUAAAGUCGGAAUGUAAAAAAUCAAUUCAAACAAAUAGAUUCGUGAAUUGUGUUUAAUUUACAUGAUUUAAAAAAGGGUGAAUUUCACAAAAACAAUUCGUAAUAUGAAAUAUGCAUGAAAAUUGGAUUUUAAUAAUUGUUACUGUGUGUUGUUACACAUGUUACUUUCUCAGUGGUGUACAAUGACUGACAGCACAAACUAGAUUCAGCUUUGUGUGACACAAUGGCAACACUUGACUCAUGAUUAUGAGCAAUAAUGCUGAAUCAUCAUUUGCUAAAUAUUAAAAUGUGUAUAAUUGAAUGUAAUGUCAUGAGAUAUGCUCCUUUACACACAGUUACCAGGGCCGGAGAGAGUGGAAAUGUUUCAGAAACCUUAGAUGGUUUCAUCAGUUCCCAGUUUGAAACACAGAAAACAUUGAGGACAAAUCAAUUGAAAGUCAAAGUCUUCUUAUGUCCCUCCUCUCAUGGCUGUCAGGUUGUGUCUCAGUGCCUGCAGUUCCUGGAUCAGCAGUGACAGCUGUGUAGCUGAGGCCUCUUUCUCCUUCACUGCCUCAGUCAGCGUCCGGACUGCGCCGCCCUGCUGGACUGGAGGCAAAAAGCCAAACUGUCAGCUUGUCUAUCGAGGGUUAGAUACAAAAUAUCCAGGAGAUAUCAGGGGAAACGAACGAAUAUGGUAUCUCACCCAAAAAGUAGAAGAUGAGUAACACUGUCAGCAGAAGCAGAGUGAUGAUAGCACAGCCCAUAGCAUAGGCAUGCGAAGAACUGGGCGUUAACAUAUCCUGUAGACAACUCUGCCAUUUGCUGCUGAUCGGACGGCCUCUUUGAUUGACAGUUGUCGUGUCGCUUGUGUAGAGAUUCCCAUUUGAGGAGGGCGAGUAAGCAGGACGAGGAGGCCUCAUCCCUGAAAUCAUAGACAGCGGAUCAAUGUCAGUGUGUUUGUACUUUUGUAGCUGGUUCGAAGUGUGCGUUGACCUUCUGGGCGGUCUUUUUGGGGGCUGGUGUGGCUGUGUUUGAUGCGUUUGUGUGUGUGUGUAUGUGUGUACCUUUGUGCCUGCGUUUGGGGUGUGUGUGUGUACCUUUGUGGCUGCUUCAGGUAUGUGUGUACCUUUGUGGCUGUGUUCAUAGUUUGCGUAUACCUUUGUGGUUGAGUUUGGGGUGUGUGUGUGUACCUUUGUGCCUGCGUUUGGGGUGUGUGUGUGUACCUUUGUGGCUGCAUUCAGGGCGCUACGUUCGGGGUGUGUGUGCAUACCUUUGUGGCUGCUUCAGGUAUGUGGGUACCUUUGUGGCUGUGUUCAUAGUUUGCGUAUACCUUUGUGGUUGAGUUUGGGGUGUGUGUGUAUCUUUGUGGCUGCAUUCUGUGUUCAGAUUUUGUGUGUAUCUUUGUGGCUGAGUUCGGGGUGUGUGUAUCUUUGUGUUGUCUGUGUUCAGAGUGUAUGUGCACCUUUGUGGCUGCAUUCGGGGUGUGUUUGUACCUUUGAGUUCGGGGUGUGUUCGGUGGAGAUCGUUGAUAGAAUCCACAGAAUGAAGCUCGAUCUCGGUGAGAUCUCUGUCGCUGACCCUGUGGAACUGAGGGGUAGUCUGGGAGGACGGAGGCCUCGACAUCUCGCCUCCUCUUGAGGGAUGGACAGAUGGUUCGACUGCCAGAAGGUUCAAGAUGGCACUCCACUGGUCAACGCCUUCUUUCCAGGGAAUAUAUCUGGAGGCUAUUUGAUCUUCCUAAAGUGUGCCAUGCAGCUUUUCACAGUAUUAGCUUCCAAAGGCCAUGAGAGGCAACACCUUUAAAAAAAGAAAUUAAAACAUCCACUAAGAUGGUGUGUGAGGGAAUUGGGCUCUGAAUAACUUAACUGGCUUUUGACUUUGUUGGGAUAUAGUUCGUAAUUGGAAUGUCAGCUCCACAAAAUAACAUUAUUUUGAUGUUGGUACUAUUUUUAAUUUGUAGCCAUUGUGUCUAAAUACUUCUUGCUUACUUCAUAGGAGACACAGCAGCAGCUACUGCAGAUGCUUUUUUGUCUGCAUUUACUUGCCCUACAUUAGAAAAUGGAAUUGUUUGUACUAAAUCUCAAAUACCAUGUUGGCAAUUACUAGAGGUGAGAAUAUGAUGGGUUGGUUCUGAAAGUGGAAGAGAA
Molecule: messenger RNA, 5561 nt
Organism: Anarrhichthys ocellatus (wolf-eel)
Lineage: Eukaryota; Metazoa; Chordata; Actinopteri; Perciformes; Anarhichadidae
Gene: hyal3
Product: hyaluronidase 3
Exons: 7
Coding region: 2038-3393 (451 amino acids)
Biological process (GO): carbohydrate metabolic process; hyaluronan catabolic process
Cellular component (GO): acrosomal vesicle
Molecular function (GO): hyalurononglucosaminidase activity
Source: RefSeq, a predicted model, not a curated record